This is a messenger RNA of Tetrahymena thermophila SB210, 2676 nucleotides long. RefSeq lists its product as hypothetical. NCBI's taxonomy places the organism in Eukaryota, Ciliophora, Oligohymenophorea, Hymenostomatida, Tetrahymenidae. The record is from RefSeq and is a predicted model, not a curated record. Gene Ontology annotation, molecular function: calcium ion binding. The transcript is spliced from 2 exons.
AUGGAUAAUGAUUUAAAUGAGCUGAAAAAGACAGGCCUUCGCCAUUUGUCUAACACUAGCUAAUGUAUAGUUGAAGAAUAGCAUAAUGAAAUGGAAUUUCAAAAAACCUCUACCAAAUUUUCUGUAAAAAAGAGAUAAAUACUUAAUUAAACUAAUGGUUUUUAGUCGCUUCAAUUUUCUAAGGGAAUGAUUCAAGUGAUAGGAGAAAAAGAUGCUAAAAACAAUCCUAAUUUAUAAAAUUUAAAUAUAGACUCAGAGAGUCUCAACAAGAAUAGACCUAAAAAUGUGGAGGAAUAAUACGAAUAAAAGUAUAGAGAUAUAGCUAUAGCGGAAAAUUCAACAAAUAAAAAUGAUUAGAGAGCUUACAUUGCUAAAGAACGUUAAAAUAAUAAAGGGUUAUUUGAUGAAGCUAAUGGAUUCAAUAUUUAACGCUUUUUAAAGAGGGUUGCAGAAGAAAAGCUUUAUGGUGCUUUUUUGCAGACUCUUAAGAAUAACGACAUGCAAGGGCAAGCAGUAAAUACUCAAAGAAGGAUGUAGUUUUCUUUAUACAGUCCUAGUAAAACUAGUUCUUAAUUUGAAUAUAAUUCAUAAUUCAAUCAAUCAUAAAAUACAUCACCAAAUUCAAUACAAAAAUGUGGCUACGAAACUAAUUACACGCUUAAUUCAAAAAUGGAGAAUACUGCAAAUAAAUUUUACAAUUCGAAGCGCCCUUUUUCUACUAAUCAGAGGGUUCAAGGGGAUUAGUUGAGCUCAAAUGUAAAUUCAUUUUAUAAUUUAGGAGAAUUAAAUUCUUCUAGAGAGUAAUAAAGUAUUAAUAGUGCUUACUAAAGACUAAAGUUUAACAAGAACAAAUUUGACUUAAAUAACAAAAGCUUUUAUGGAAACGAUCAAACAAUAAUACCAUCUUAUUUAAACAGUGAAGUAGGAACAGAGAGAUAACUAGUUUAAGAUUAAGACUCUUAUAGGGAAACGACGGCUUUAUCUAAAGAUCGGAGAUUAGAAACACCUUCAAGGAAUAAUGGAAAUUAAAGCAUUUUUGUUUCAGCUCCAAUGAGCAGCUUGCUUAAAAAGAGACAAAAACAUUACUCAAUAUCAUAUAAUAGUAAUAAUGAAUAAGUUAGUAGUAUUUAGCAAUCUCCUAAUAUAUUUUAAUCAAUUAAUGCUAAUUAAAAUUAAACUGAAAGAAAAAUUUAAAGCGCUUUGAGAAAAACACAUUAUUUCUCUGACAUUAAAUAAAAGAGUAAUCAUAUUUCAAUAGAUAAUGACUUCAUAUAACAAAAAUAAAGUUAAGAAGGAGUUCAUUAGGUUCUUGCAAAGUCUUUGGCUGCAAGUCCAGUGUAUAAAAGGAAUGAAGAAGGCCCUUAUUCCUAAAUUAUGAAUAGAGAUAACUCUAUGAAAAAAACAAAUCGUUCUUUUUAAGAUAUUCCUUAUUUUACAAAUAAUCUGCCUAGCAACAAAACUCUUAAAUAAAAUUUCUCUACUUUAAAAAAGAAAAAUGAUCCAAAUUAGUUUAAAAUGAUAAGUGCAAGUGAGUGGAAAGAAAGAAGUAUAUCAUAGUAAUUCAAAAUAAUUUAAUCAGAAGGUAGUUUAAACAAAAACAAUCACUCUCAUUACUAUCAUAUAAAGCUCAAUCACAAGGAAUAAGGCUUGCAUCAAAUAUUUAAAAAAAUAUCAAAUGCUCCUGAGUAGCAAUAAAUUCUCAAUAUACGUACAACUAGAGCUAAUUUCCGCUAGUACCUGCUGAAGAGAUAUCAUGAAGGUUUGGUAGAGAAGCUCAUUUCAUUUUUAGAGAUUCCGUUAAAAGUAGAUUACAUGACAUAUGUGAGAUUAGUAGAGAAGCUAUUAAAUUUAACUCCUAAGUAAAAGGUGGUGCUUUGUUUUAUUUUGCUUGACGAAAAUGAAGACGGCUACAUUUGUAAUUCAGAUAUGUUUUCCUUUUUGCGUAAAAAUCAGAAUAAAUUAACAGAAAUAGAUAUAAAAAACGUAAGUAGAUUUGCUUAAACUGAACUAAACUCUUUAGUAAAUUACUCAAAUGAAGACAAUGAGCUUGAAAAAAUACUGAUUAAGAAAAAUAAUUUGACUUUGACAGAAUAUAAACUCUUUUAGAAAAAGGGUGUUGAAUGUCUUAUCCCGACAACAGUAAAAAAAGAUACACUUUAUCAUGUAAGUUUCCAAAUUAUUGAACACUCAAACAAAUACAGACAAACAGUGCGUCAACUAGAAGAAACGAAAAGAAACCAAUUGCAAGACUUAAAGAAAAGCAAAAACAGGGUUUGCAAUUACAUAAAAGAUUCUUCGUUUUGCAUUAAUUUCGAUUAAUUUGAAAUUCACCUGUCUCGCAUGGAGAAUAUUCUCAACAUAUUUUUUGAUAUACUAGCAUAUAUAUCUUUAAUACAGUUCUCUUACAUUGAAUAUAUGAAUUACGAUAAAACAUAUUAUGCUAACUUUUAAAGCUACAAGAGCGAGCAGGUAGAAUUCAAAUCUGCCUAUGCUAAACUACUUAAACAACAUGAAGAAAAUAUGACUGAAAUAAAACCAAAGUAAGGCUCAAAUCAUAUUUAAAUUGAAAAAGUGAAUAUUCCUGAAAAAAUUCAGCUGAACAGAACCCUAACCCACAGAACAACUCCAAUGAAUCAAGGGAGUGACCAAAAAAACUAAAGUUUUAGUAAAAACUGA